AUGCAAUUGAUGAUCGUUCAACGCUCGCAGGAAAAUGUGAAAAUUAAAAAGUUAGAUAGUUUGACGAAAGAAAAUGAGAGUUUGCGUCUGCAAUUGGUCGAGUGCGAAAGUUUGGCGCGUGGACUUCAAGAAACCAACGCUCUGGAAUCGGCAACGCGAGAAAAAGCUGAAAAGGAUCUGAAAGAAGCGAUUGCAGAUAGGGAUUAUUUCAAGCAGAAAGCCGACCUCUUCAUGAAAAAAGCCGAGGAAGCAGACGUUCAUUUGGAAAACGCGAAUGGCAUCCGAGCGCGCUACGAUGAGAUUAGCGCGUUUUGCACACAAAUUGAACAAAAAUACGAGGAUUUGCAGAAAAAAUAUGCGAAUAGUGUGACGUUUUUCGAAAAAGUCCAAAGACAUAAUAACACAUUGACAAAAAACGUGGACACGCUCAAGUGCGAAUGCGAUACGCUCAAAAGAAAACAGAAAAUUUACGACAAAUAUGGAAAAUUGGCGAUCGAAUUGAUCGAUGAGCUCGCAAAAAUGGGCCCAGAGAAAGAAAUAUUGGACAAGGUGAAAAUUUUUCGAAAAGACGAGGUCCGAUUCGCAUUCGGAUGCGAUGCGUGGAAGGAGCCGAGAAGCGAUGAUGAAAUUGUGCCUGACGAGCGUCUUGGCGAUGAUGAUGAUGAUGAUGGUGAAGCUGAAGCUCCAAAUCCCGCCAAUGAUUUGGCAAUGAGCUCAAGCGAUGAAGAAGAAGCGGUGGCGCUCGAGAGAAUAAUCAAGGAAAUUUCAUCGGAAAAAUUGACGCCGACGAACAUCGAAUCGAAUCUUGAGAAGAAGAUGUCGGAAUUGCGAACGACUCGUCUCAAUCCGGUUUUGCGUGGUCCGUUUCCGGAAACCGUCAAAGGCACACCGUUCGACUAUGGCGUCAUCAAGCCGAGAACCGUGUUCACGCAUGGUGUUCCCGCCAUCAAGCCCAAUGAAUUUCCGGCGAUCAGCGAGCGCGGUGAAGCGUCGACAUCCGGAAAAUCGGUGGCGCCGGCGGCGACAACCAUUCAUGGACGCAAAUGCGAAAGUGUUCGAGAGCAGCAGACGAAAAUGAUGAAAGUGUCGGCGAAAGAAAUGGCAGCGAGACUAAAAGCUGAAGAAGAAGCUAAAAAGAAUGAGCCGAAGGGCAAAGCUCGUAUGAAAGCAUCGAAAGUUGAGCCGUCGGUGAAGAAUCUCCGAAAUCGAAGCAUCAAUGUGAAGGAUUCUGGAAAUGAGUCGAAAGAAGUCGAAGCUGAGAGCCAGGAAGUGGUCACUAGAAGGACGCGAUCGAUGACUGCAGCCGAAGAAAAGGCGGCUGAAAGUGAAUUUAUUCGACUUCAAGAUAUAAGAGCAACUCGCUCAUCUCGUAGAUCCAAAAGUUCGGAGCCCGACGCGAUUGCACGACGCACAAGAAGUCGAUCAGCUCGGCGAUCCGUUGAGCCGACACCGAGCGAUGAGACACAGGGAGCAACAACAACAAUGACAACGAAAAGUUUGGCAACGCCAAAAAGCUGCCAAUCUGAGACCACUGCGGGACCAUCGACGCGUAGAAGAAUUUCUAGCUCAUCGUCAACGACUUCGAAAUUGUCGAAACGCGGAGCCCAGACGCAGAAAAAUGAACCGCCAAAGAAAGUGCAACGGAGAAGCAGCUUGUCGGAAAGUUCCGAUGAUGAUGAUGGUGAUGAUGGAGAAGGAUCGCCGAAUGAUGAGACGAUGGUGAUCACGAAUGAGCGAGACGAUUUUGGAGAUGCCCCAAUAGUUGCAAAAGAGGAGCCAAUCAUUCAGAGCGCGACGGAGCCAUCAUCAAGUGAUGCCAUUGCACAACUGGCUAAGCCUCUGCUCAAGGAAAGUUCUGUGAAGCCAGUGCUAAGAAGCAGUGAAGCGGAUUCUGUUUCAGAAGUGAAGAAAUCGACGUCGCAUACUGAUAUUGUCGUACAGAGAUUGAAGGCUCUUCAAGAUCUCAGAACGAAGAAAAUCACGAUUCCAGUGGUCCCUAAACCUUCUUCAACUUCACGUUUGAAUACCACUAAUAAUUCGGAGUCUUCAUCGAAAACGAAGCGAAAUUCCAUGGAUGCCGACGAAGCUGCUCCAGCUCCUGCAAUUACGCCGGUCAGCUCUACGCCAGAUGAAGCACCUCCUAGCAAGAUAAAGCCUUCUCCAUCGCCAAGAGCAUCUCGUGGAAAAAGAACUACAAGGAAUUCGGUGAGCUCGAUUGAAGAUGCGGCUCCUUCGUCGAGUCCGAGACCAACUCGAGCGAAAUCCACUAGAAUACAGAAGAAAACGCAAGCUGGUUCAACUUCUGAGCCUCAGCCAAAUUCAACAGAAUCGAUAUCUCGAGCUUCCAAACCGGCAUCGUCUGAAUUAAAUGAGAAGGAUCCAGAUGCCUCCUCUGCCAAAGAAAUCAUGGCACCGAAUUUGGAGUCAACUCAAUCGAUCGCGAUAGACACUUCUGCACUUAAUGGUCCGGCUUCCGAAACGCCUGAAAGUGCUCCUCCAGUGACGCCAGUUAUGAAAACUCCGUCGUUGCGUCCAUACUGGACGGAAUUAAAAACGAGACGAACAACGAGAAACUCGCUGAGUUCGGCUGGUUCGAUUCUGUUGGAUUCGAUUGAACCCGUUUCGGAAUUACCGACGACCUCAUCUUCUUCAGCUCCAGUUGUCAAGAAUGAAACAAAAACUCGCGCGAGUACAGCACGUGCCGCGCGAAGUGCUGAAACGAUUUUGAGUCAAUCUAGUCAAGCUUCUAUCGAAUCGCCCGACGGGGAAAAGGAAGAGGCUUCAUCAAGCUCAUCAUCGAGACCGACGAAGAAACCAAAACCAUCGCGAGGAAAAUCGAGUUCGCUCAAGCAGGAAACACUUCCAUCUCCAGAUAAAACAAACACUCAGGAAUCGAAAAAUAGAACUGGUGAUCUUGUCAAGGUGGAUAGUGCUCUGGCUCAUGGGGAAGCACAUCAGGAGCUCCAAGUCGACACUCUCCCAACUGUUGAGGAGAGUGUUCCAGCUCCAAAUGACAUCGCUCAAGAUACUGAGAGUAGUUGUCCAGUUCAGAUCGAACAGCAGGAAAAUGUUGAAUCACAUCGAUCAGCAUUUUCGGAAAAUUUUGAGAGCACAUCUGGUCCAGCUCCAAAAGCACCGCAAGUAGAAAUUUUUGCUGCUGCUAAUAAUGAUGAUGAUGAUGAUGAAUGUGGAUCGUUGAAGAUGGCUGAUGAGACGGAUAAUGAUCAAGUCGAAACAUCGAGCGUGGAUGAAAUGUUUACCGAAAAAUUUCCAACUGGUCCCAAGCCAACAGAAGCGCUGAAGGUUGCCGAAUCCGAGCCACUAGUUGUGAAUUCGGCGAAGAAACCUAAGGAGAAGAAGCUGGAAACUACUGCACGAAAGGUGGCCAAAAUUCCGAAGGAAGCCAAUGUGAAGAAGCCAAAACCUUCUCCAGCUCCUAGAAAAUCGACGGCGAAGAAGGAGCCGGUAGCACCACCAAAAGUUGUCGAGAAACUUCUUCAAACUCUUCAAAUACCAUCUAGAUCGGAAGUUCGACAUCAGAUGAAAAUUAAAGAGACUCAAAGAGCUUUGGGUCUCGAGAUCAGCGAUAGUGAGGAUGAUGGUCCGGAAGGGUCGCCGGCGAAGAACGCCGCCAAAUCGCUGUCGAAACCGCAACCGAAGACCGCGAUUCUCAUCGAGCCGGUGGCGAAGGGACGAGCGGCGAAGCGAGGCGCCACAAUGAGUACGACGGAAGCGAAGAAGCGGAAACUCGAGAAGGACUCGCAAUCGGCGCGGGCUCAGCUGCGUCAGGCUCUCGACUUGAAACUGCCGAUCAAUGAACUCAAACGACCGCUCGAAGAGCGAGGUUUCGAAUGGACAGAGACGAUUCCGCUGACGCCCGAAGAAGCGGUGGAUGUGAUGAUUGAGUUCCUUCAACAAUCGACACGAGCCGACAUGUGGAUGGUCCUUCAGCAGCAUAGAAGGGAGGGCAACAGCGCGACAUUGACGAAUAUCGACGAGCAGACGUUUCUUAGUGUCGCGGCGACGUUCAACAAUGAUGAUCAGAAGCUGCUUGAGCUCUUCACUGAGAGGAUUCUUUACGAGUUUGCCGUUCAGGAUACGUUCCAUUCGGCGCAGUGCGGAUCGUAUGCGCGAUUAUUCUGCCAUUCGAUUCACUUCAAUCGAAAGGCGGAUGAUGAGCAGAAGGCGGAAUGGAUGAGAAAGUUGGCGAAUGUUGUCGUUCUCAAGCAUCCCGCGCAAGCGAUUAAGUGCAUUGCCUAUUGCCUUAAUAGCACGUCGAGCUCGUAUAUGGGAUGGCUUAUUGAGGAGCUGGACGAGGGCACCGAAUGGAGUCUGACGUUUCGACGACUUCUUCAUUGUGAGCCCGACCAAGCUGCCGUUGUGAAUUGGCUUUUGCUGGCAAGAUUUGACUACACGGCAAUCGCGAAGCCGCACGACGAGGAGCUGACAAAUGCGAUGAAGAAGCUUCUGACGAGCAUCGAAAAUUCGGAGGAUGUCUCAUAUAAUGGCACGACUUGCGAGAUUGGCGACGAAAUCAAAGAGAAUAUCCGAUUAGCGUUGAUACUUGCGAAAUCGGGAGACGUUGAACUUGUUAGUUUUGUGUUUCGGGUUCUCGAGCGAAAUAUGAAAAAGAUGCAACACGCGUUUUUGGAGAACGACGAUGAUGAGGAUAAAGGCGCCCAUCUGUUCCAAUCGGUCGAUGCUGUCCGCGAGACGACGAAGAUCAGUGUAAGAGAAGCGAAACAAACGUUGGUGGUGUUUGAAUGGAUUGUGACAAUGAUGCGCUGCUUCUCCGCGUACCACUCGCAGAAAAUAUCGAAGCCGAUUGUUGAUGCUCUCAGAACGGUUGCCCCGCAGAUUGUUGAAAUCAAAGAAUGUGUGGAAAGCGACGAGAAUUCGAAAAUUGACGCCGACGGCAAAGUGUAUAUGCGCGAGAUGCUCGGAAGAUUCUGCGAGUUCAUCUCCGAUUUCACGACGUAUCCGAUUCAGAAAACAUCCAUUCACCGAUAG
Messenger RNA from Caenorhabditis bovis, 5010 nucleotides. The record is from the annotation of a GenBank genome assembly. NCBI's taxonomy places the organism in Eukaryota, Metazoa, Nematoda, Chromadorea, Rhabditida, Rhabditidae.